Messenger RNA from Zerene cesonia (dogface butterfly), 2428 nucleotides. It is a transcript of the gene DESAT4, whose product is annotated as acyl-CoA Delta(11) desaturase-like. Gene Ontology annotation, cellular component: endoplasmic reticulum membrane. The coding region runs from base 441 to 1517 and encodes 358 amino acids. NCBI's taxonomy places the organism in Eukaryota, Metazoa, Arthropoda, Insecta, Lepidoptera, Pieridae. Gene Ontology annotation, molecular function: stearoyl-CoA 9-desaturase activity; iron ion binding. Gene Ontology annotation, biological process: unsaturated fatty acid biosynthetic process. The transcript has 6 exons. The record is from RefSeq and is a predicted model, not a curated record.
ACAACUUCAUUGUAGACAUUUCGCCGCCGCUGCAGCGCAACGGGCACCGGCUCAAAGUCAAACUUUACAUUACGGUAUAAAAUUUCGCACGUGAACGUUUUGUGCUAGGUUUAGUCAAUACUAUCAUUCAUUAUCUUACAAAUAAUUUGUAUAUAUAUAUGAUUGGCUUGAUCUUCGUGUGGCAUUCCAAUUGAAUAAUUAUUGCGUGCACCGUCAAUUUUCUACAGUGGUCAGUGUGAAGUGUUUUAUUUAUUUUGAAAUUGCUACAAUAUGCACUUGGUAACUCCCAAGUUUUCUUACAUGUAAUCAAUAAAAUCUAUGGAAUACCUAAUACAUACCUAAUACCUAUCUAGGCUUUUUCUACGCUCCAAAAUCCUGUGUCAAUUUGUCAACGUCAGUAAAUAACAGUGAAGCGAAUAUACUGGAUACAGAUACAGCCAAUGAUUAAAACAGUUAAAAUGGCACCAAAUUCAUCUGACGUAAAUGGAGUGCUUUUUGAAAGCGAUGCAGCUACACCAGACAUGGCACUUCCAACUGCACCCAUACAAAAGGCAGAUAACUAUCCUAGAAAACUGGUCUGGAGAAAUAUCAUUGCAUUUGCAUAUUUACAUUUGGCUGCUAUUUAUGGAGGAUAUCUAUUCCUAUUUUCUGCGAAGUGGCAAACUGACAUAUUUGCUUAUGUCCUAUAUGUAAUGUCUGGACUUGGAAUAACAGCUGGUGCCCAUCGUCUUUGGGCGCACAAAUCUUACAAAGCAAAAUGGCCUCUACGACUCAUCCUUGUUAUCUUCAACACAUUGGCUUUCCAGGACUCGGCGAUAGACUGGGCGCGCGACCACCGCAUGCACCACAAGUACUCGGAGACGGACGCGGACCCGCACAACGCGACGCGCGGCUUCUUCUUCUCGCACAUCGGCUGGCUGCUCGUGCGCAAGCACCCGGAGCUCAAGCGCAAGGGCAAGGGGCUCGACCUGAGCGAUCUGUACGCGGACCCGAUACUUCGCUUCCAGAAGAAGUACUACAUGAUCUUGAUGCCUAUCGCGUGUUUCGUAUUGCCAACCGUGAUCCCGGUGUACCUUUGGGGCGAGUCGUGGCUCAACGCGUACUUCGUGGCCGCCAUGUUCCGCUACGCCUUCAUCCUGAACGUCACGUGGCUGGUGAACUCCGCUGCCCACAAGUGGGGCGAUAAACCAUACGACAAGAGCAUCCAGCCGUCGGAGAACAUCUCCGUGGCCAUAUUCGCGCUCGGCGAAGGCUUCCACAACUACCACCACACCUUCCCGUGGGACUACAAGACGGCCGAGCUGGGAAACAACAGGAUGAAUUUCACCACCACGUUCAUCAACUUCUUCUCGAAGAUCGGCUGGGCUUACGAUCUGAAGACCGUUUCGGAUGAGAUAGUGCAAAGCAGAGUGAAGCGCACCGGCGACGGCACCCACCCGCUGUGGGGCUGGGGGGACAAGGACCACGCCAAGGAGGAAAUGGACGCCGCCAUCAGAAUCAACCCGAAGGACGAAUAACUCCAACUAGCAUAAGAUUUUAAUUAUUUAUAGUGAGCAUCGGAGUGAUGAACGUUAGAAUUUAUCGAAUCUAAAGAUCGGUCUAUGAGCGCCGCUUCUAUUCGCUUUGUAAGUCUAUUCGAAUACUUAAUUUAUGUUCGCUGUCGAAUAUCGAUGUAGUAUAUUUUCGCUUGUAGUAUUUCUUAGUUAUUAUUUGCGCACUGAUUUCUGAGACUGUGAACGAGAUAUAAUAGUUUUAAGUCGUAAUAACCAUUGUAACACGCUGCGUGCAUCGGGUGGCGCGGGGAUUACGAUAACCCGCUUGUGAUAUUUUAUUGUUUACCACAAACUGUUUUCGCAUAAAAUAUAUUUUUACUAACCUUUUAAUAACUGAUUUUAUUCCAAAUAGAAGUAUAGUAUCUGUAAUAUUCCCGUGUGCGCAGCGCGAUAAUGUGUAGAUAACACAUCAGUAUUAGCACCACAGACUAAUAGAUCAAGUUUAUCGCUAGUCUCUAUUUGCAUUUUAACGAACUAAAACAUUGGUCGCUGGUUAUAUACGACUCCUUUAAUAAAUCCGCACAUUUGUUAACGAUAAUACAAUGUAGUUAAGUGGUUUUAAGACAUAAAAUGUUUUGAAUGGCAUUGCCGCAACGCUAGUAUCCUGGUUACUUGCGUGGGAUGUUGGAGAGGCAUCGUUAAUGUGUAUGACUGAUGUGUGCAAAGGAUUGUGAUAUUUAGAAUUAUGAAUAAUGUGUAGAUCGAAAAAUAAUAACACGAUUUCGAAAAUAUUUAUUUUAAUUAAUGUAGAGGCAAAAUAAACAUACUAAUUACAUUAAUCGUUAUUUAUCGUUCGCACUCAGUGUUUUAUUUAUAUAACUAUUAUGCUGGACAUAUAGUUUAGUAAUUGUAAAAUUAUAACACUGCAAAAAUGA